Molecule: messenger RNA, 6412 nt
Organism: Ceratina calcarata
Lineage: Eukaryota; Metazoa; Arthropoda; Insecta; Hymenoptera; Apidae
Gene: rod
Product: kinetochore component rough deal
Exons: 7
Coding region: 203-6280 (2025 amino acids)
Biological process (GO): mitotic spindle assembly checkpoint signaling; mitotic sister chromatid segregation; protein localization to kinetochore involved in kinetochore assembly
Cellular component (GO): kinetochore microtubule; cytoplasm; RZZ complex
Molecular function (GO): small GTPase binding
Source: RefSeq, a predicted model, not a curated record
ACUCAUGAUCUGUGACUGCGCUUUCACGCGCUUUUUAGUAACCUGUCCUCCACUAUGGUAGUACAAGUUUUCAUAUAUACCACCGAGGAGAUACUUAUCUCCUCGGUGUAUGUGUAUAUACGUGUGCCUGUGCGCGUGUGCCGUUUGGUUUGAACUUUACGAACAUUCGCGCGCGAACUGAGCGCCAGUGGAUCAGUAUACAAUGGCGUCUUGGAAUAAAGUGGUGUCAGGAUUUAAGAACGAAGACGAAACGAUUAAUUUCGGUGCAAGGACGUUAGCAGAGAACAAUGGAUUGUUAUACGAAGCCUAUACCAUCGCUACGAUCGAAUCUGACGGAAAGGUGACUAAAGAUCCAAAUAUCAUAGCGUCUGUACAAUAUUCGAGAGUUUGUAUAGUAAUUGAUAAAUCUAUUACGAUCUUUGAAAGUGAACAAUACGAGGAAGUAUUGUUAAGUAUCACUUUCGAGUUAGAUAUAACGUGUUACUGUGUUUCUCGUGAUGGUGUCUUUGUGUUUGUCGUGUUGUCAAAUGGAGAGUUGUGUUGCCUUCAUUUGUCGAAGAGUGAAGUUAUAUUUACAAAAAAUAUCACAGAUGGGAUUAAAGUAAUAGCUUUAUUUUUACAAAAUGAAACUAACGGAUGGAUCAACAUAUUUGCUGUUUCCGAAAGAGGAACUAUUUAUAGGAUAUCAGGAUUCAAGACUUCUGAAUCAAUUGCUUCAAAUGAAGAUAAAAAUAAAGAAAUAGCAAGUAAUACUGAAUGCACUGCAUUGCAAUGCGAGUGUACUACAUUAUUCAAAGGGUUUCCUUCUACUGAAGUAACAUAUGCUACUGCAGGAACAGUAGGUAACAGCAUGUACAUAGCCAUGUUAUCCUCAAACAUGUUAUUUAUGUGGCCCAGCGAGCAUUAUAUCAAAUUCAGUUCAUCGCAACACAGUUACACCAAAGUGAAGUUUCUUAAAAAUUACAUGGCAAUGCUAUGUCUACGUGCAGAUCGUACAUUAAGCAUGAUCUGUCCUCGAACUUUACUCGGUAUAACAGUGAAUAAUGCGCCUGUAACAGAUUUUGCGAUCAUUGAAAAUAAUGAUAACAGUUCCUGUCAAAUUGUUACCCUAACAUCCGAUUGUAAAGAACAUACUGUGCACGUUCUCUCGUACCCAGACUUCCAGGAGAAGUUUCAAAUAACUGUACCGGUUGUAACGUUUCUUGUUGAAAUCAUGGAUCCUUGCGAUGAAAUAAUUUUGUAUUUAGAAGGUGUCAAUGUUAACGCGAUAACCGAGUAUGUAGAUAUGAUUCGACUGAAAACUGUGUCAGAGAGUAUGCCCGAACAUCAAUUAGGACGUUUAAUAAGAAGGGAACAGUUCGACGCCGCUGAAGAUUUUGCAAAUACAUUUGAUUUGUCUAAAGAACCUAUUUAUUGCGCGAAAGCAGCGUUGCUCUUGUCGCAACUUGGGCCUUGGGCAAAAGAACGUCCUGAUUUGAAUAAAGUUGACACGAUUCUCGAUAUAUUUGAUAAAAUAGAAAAUGUGCAAUACAUAGUAGAGUGCUGUAGCAAAGCGCUUAUUCCGAACUACGAGCAGAUGCGAAGGUUUCAUCUAUACGCACGUUCAAGAAUAAUGAAAAACACGGCUGAACAUUUAAAUCUUCUUCCUUCGAUCAAUGACGUAAUGCACAAGUUGGAAACGUUUCAUAUGAUUUGGGGCUGCAAGAGGGAUAUGGAAUAUUACGAUGAGGACACCGUGAAGGCGUGGAUUCGAUUUUCAAGAGCAGACUUCUUGGAAGAAUACAAGACGCAUUUGAGGAUGGGAGAAUUUGAAGCGGCUACUUCGAUUUGGACGAGGCAUCUUCCAGACAUGAUCAAACACGUGAAUAUAGAAGUAGUGAAGGGUAUAUUCACAAUUCUCCCGGAGAACACAUCUCCGUCUGCCCUUUGGCCGUGGUUGUCUAAUUACGUUCCAACUUUAUUGUCGUUCAUCCCUAGCGCAAUAUGCGAAAUUAUUCUUUGGGGUUGCAAGAGGAUUAAAUUAUUCGAGCAGUUUUAUCAUUCAAAGUGGCCUCAGAUUGGAAUCGACUUUGCGAACAAGUUUAUCAAGAUAUUAAGAUUCGAAGAGAGAUCCUUAUGUCUUCAGGAAGUGUAUUCGGAAGGAGACACAUACUUGAAACAACUUACUCUUCUCAUGCAAGCCAUGUCUGAUAUAAAAAAGCUAAAGGAUAAUUAUCGAUUGAUUAUAUCCCUCGACUCGUACAUCGGGGAUCCCAUCGAAGUAACGUACAUAUUACUGGACAAAGUGCAUGUGGACGUAAUACCGGAAUUUCUAAAUACGUUUUUGAAACGGUACAUGCUGAACAAUUCAUUGGAGGGCGAUUACGCGUUUUCUUCGUACAUACAAAAGAUGUUAACGAAUUCUAAAGGCUGGUGGCUCGGCGAGGAAACAUUCUGGGAGAGAAAGGUAAUCGUCAUCAUUGAUUUGAUCCAGAAGGUAGAAACUAAAUUGCAGCAGACGUUGGAGGUGUUAAAACGAGCCUCGGUUCCGUGGAGUUCAACCAUCGUGGCUCUAGUCGAAACAAGCUGUAAGUACGAUCAUGCCUUGACCGCGGAAAUUAGGACGGAGCAGAGUUUUGUGCCGGUCAAACUCAUUUUGAAGAAAUACGGAUACGAACGCGUCGGCGUGAACGGCAAACUAAUGCAGCGCGUAAUAAAAGAAAAUCGUGACAGCAUGAUUUCGGAUCUUCAACAAUUGACUAAAAAUGACGUGUCGUUGAAGAAGCAGAUAUUUUCUAAUUGCGUGAACUAUCAUCUGUCUAUGGGAAAUUUAGAAGACGCGACGAACGUAUUAAAUUCAUUGGAAAACGAUGUUUUAUUGCACUGUUGUGAGAACAUUGGUGGAUACGUGGAAGCCUGUUUAAAGUUCAACACCGUACCCGAAUAUAUCACGUAUCAUAUCGAGAUGUUCGGUUGGGUGAGAUUACAGUUGGAAAAAUUUUCAAGGGAAGCACGUUGUUCAAGCAACGAUAUCAUCGACAGUUUAGACAGAAUAAAAUCAAUGUACAUGUUGAAGAAAGAUUUCGGAAUCAGUAUCACAGUCGACGAGUACUUUUUUAAGAAAAAGGAAAUACUACGAAAUUACAUUACAAGAUUGUUUAAUGAAGCUUCGGAGGAAGAAGAAAUGAUGAUCUACAAGAAAGUUACCAGAGUCGCGGAUCUACUUGCGUUGGAAAGAACAGAUGCUACUACUGUAUCCUUGUUACUGGAAUCAACGAGCGACGACAAUUUAUUGAAUUUCUUAAUCAGAUGUAUUAAAAAACAAUUAAACGAAAUGGCGAGCGAGCCCCAAUACGCGUAUAAAAUCUGCUUGCCUUUAAUGCAACACGCGGACAAAGUGGACGUAGAUCUAGCAGCUACGAUUCAGAAUAUAUGCUCUCUUGCAUUGUCUGUGUGUCCCGGUGAAGAAUUGCCAUCAGUUUUGGACUUGUACUCGUGGGCAACUUUGUAUAAGGAAUGCUCCAGUAGAAGCCUUUGUGCAAUUGACGCGAAGCAAGAGAUCGAAGAAAUACCGAGGAAGGAAUGGAAGGAAUGGACGGAAUUAUACGAAAUGUACAAAGACCCGGCGAUUGGAGCAAAUCAAUCUGUAUUACCAUUAUUUGGAAAAGUGAUUUCUACACAAAUGUCUUGUAUUGUUCGAUCGGAUGCUGAAGAGAUACACUCGAGUACGGAGGAUUCAAUGAACAAAUUGAUUGAUAAAAUGAAAGGAUUAAGAGGAGAACACAACGAUUAUCGGCUAUUACAAAUCGUCAAAACUGUAUAUAUUGAUUUUUGUUGCAGGUCACAGAUAAAUACAUCAUUGUUAAUGGAGAUGAAAUCAAUAUAUCUGCAGCGUUUAACGAUGCUGUUAAAAAAAAUAAUUAGCGCUCGGGGGUUUGACCUCCAGCUUGGUCUAUCUUGCCUUUUCAUGUUAUCUGAUUCGGAAGCGUGCGCCUGGAUUUCCACUGCUUACAAGUCGUACCAGCCUGACUGUAUUCGACAUUUAAGAAUAGUAGAACUUGGACACGCAUACUUUCAUCUGACAAGAAAUCAUACGCUACUCGAACCGUUCCAGAAUAACAAACUACUGUAUUAUUGGGCGGGCAAAUUGUCCAAGUACUCGGUUUCGUAUAACGAGAUCUUGACGAGCGACCUGACAGCCAAGAGGAAAAUAUUGCAGGGAAUCAUGACUUAUAACGACGACAUGAUUCCCUUGUUCCAUGAGUUUUGUUCCGAUUUCGGCUUCGACUUUCAAGAUUGCUUAUUGCUGUAUUUGGAAGUGGUAGUAAAAACAUGGAACCCAACGUUACACGUAGACGAUUACAAUGGGAAAGAAGAGUUACGCAUCGAUGAAGAAGAAGUGAUGGAUUUGAGGAAAAAAUGUGAUCUCAUUGCUAGUUACAUCAACGACCAAAUUGCCUUGAAGAAUCGCAUUAGGACGUGUCUGUUGGAAGUAAAUUUCUAUCAUUACGAAGUAUUUAUAAUUCUCAUGGAUCUUAUAAACGAGAAGGACGUCGAGAAAAGAAUUUAUUUCUACUUUUUACAAAAUUAUACUCGCGUCGGUCAACCUACGAAGAUAGAACUCGACGAAUGGCUGCAUAUCAAUCCAGGGUAUACGUCCGCACCACCUAUAGCUAAGUGGCGACUGCCUUAUUUUCCAAAAAUCAAUUUGUUGAACAUUAUAACUCCCGAACUGAAUUUGAAGACCUACGAGAAAUGGCUGGAAAUUGCUGACAUCUUUAAAUUGCAGCCUCACAUCAUAUGCACAUUGGCUAUAAAGGGAGAAGUGACGCAGACUUGGGAAAAUGCUCGCAGAACGACCUCCGAAUGGUCCCUAUGUCCGAGGAACAGCACUUUGUUGAAUAAUAUAAAAAAGUGUAUAGAAAAGAUGACUGAUCCGGACGCGUUGUACUACGGUACAGCCGCGUUGUAUUACGCUGUGAAUCAGACGCCACCGGGAGCCGAUCAAGUGGCUGCGGCCGAGGAGUGUUUCAAAUACGCUCAGCUGUCCGUGCAAAAGUCCACGCAAUUCCAAGAAUCGAUGUUGGAGAAGAUAAAGUUCAAGUACUUACGCUUCUCGACGGAGCAUAUUUUACGCACGCACGGCUUAGGAGAUACCAAGUAUUUGUCGUUAAUUGGGAAUCCAGACAAAUUGGUACGCGAAUUGUACACGGACGAGAGUAUCCCCAAGAGGUAUCAAUACACCAGCGAUCAUAGACCCGAUAUCAAUUCUGCAGUUAAUUCCAUCAGUCAGCUGUACGGUAUGAACAUUGUGAAACUACGAAUGGAAUUAUUACAAGGCUGGUUGCAGCCAGAUGUUAAAUACUUGAGUCGAAGCGUGACGGAAACAUUUUCAAUACCUCACAAUUCCGAAUCGAAUUCCAAUAGUUUUGACAAUUUAGCGAGAGCGUGUUACAUUUUGGAACACGGAGAUCUCGAACUGUCGGCUAAUUUUCUUAUAAACAUAGCUUUCAACGAUAAGAAUGAAGAUUAUUGUCCCGAAGCUCGUUACAGAGCUUUACGCGUGUUACAGUCUAUAGUCGACCCGGCCAAGUUAGAGGACCUGACUAAACGCGAUCAUCAAACAAUCAGGAAUUAUAUGAAAUCGUUAAUGUAUAUAAGCAAACUCGAAUCGUUAGGAAUAAGUUGUAGCGUGAAUGCGUUUGAAAUGUGUUCUAAACAUGAGAUUGUACAAAUGUUAUGGAAAUCGCAAAGAUACUCACCGCAGGCGUUCAUCACCAUCGCAGAGCUCUGUAUAGAUUUUGAAAUAUAUGAAUACUCCCUGUGGGACAAGGUACUGGUUAAAUUAGCCGAAUCAUUAAUGAUCACUGAACUGAAAAGGAUUUUGCUGCAAGUACGGAACGUAAGUGUAAUUGUAAAUUCGAACGGAUAUCUCUUCGGAUGGGAAGUGAUUACUACAGAACCAUUUAGGAGGAUGGAUGUGUACCCGACUGCUGAACAAAUCGAAAACUGCAUCGGCGCGCUACGACUUUUGUACUCAUGCCCUGUUGUACGAACAUUAAGUUUCAAAGAGAUCGUAAGAUAUUGCUUCCAGUGUCAACAGCCACAUUUGGCACUCGUGCUGCUACCGUUUUUAAACGACGAAGAAACGCAGUUCACUCUGGAGAAACUGAAACGUACCUCGAAUAUUGAGAAGAUAUUAGAAGAUCUGAAUAAUUUGGUACCAGACGGAAUACUUUUUGUGGAUUACUGCAAUACAAUUAUACAAAAGUACAUUAAUGAAAAUGAUCAGCCAGCCUGAUGGAACAGGGAAAUUGAUGUCGAGAUGGAAUUCGCUUACUGAUGCCGAUUCUGUUGGAAGUAAAUUUGUAUCAUUACGAAGUAUUUAUAAUUCUCAUGGAUCUAAUAAACGAGAAGGACGUCGAGAAAAGAA